ACAACUAUAUAUAUAUAUACACGCUGUGUGUACAUACAGUAGGCCUAUACAUGUGAGAACUGCAAUUGUUAUCGGUACAGUAGCGAGUGUGUCCGUUAAAUCAUUUAACACAUGUGAUGUUAUCUGUAUCAAUGACGACCUUCGUGUCCAGUGCCAGACCAGCGUCAGUAAAUCACCUAUGCAGACAUUCGUGAAUAAGUUUAUUCUAUAUGAGUGAAGACAUCGUCUACGUGUGUUUUGCUGUUUGCCUGGUAUACUUACCACGACAUUAAGUUUUAACAUUUACGUUAUGUUAUUACCGCUGUGAGUGAUAUUUACAUACCGGUAUCCUUGAUUGGAGUUGUACAGGAAACUUUACCUAAAGUUAACCGGGUGUUAAAGAGAGUCAACUAUUAAACAAGACGGGAGACAAAUCCCAGGAGGUAGUUUUAUUGAAACACAUGUCUGCUUAUGAAUCAAAGUGUGCGGUCCUGAAUUUUGAUUAAUUAAUAGUGUGUGUGUCUUAUCGACUGGUAGUUUCAUGGAUUAUUUAAUUCCAACAGAACCUUCUAUGGUAUUUCAACUUAUGACAGUGCGCGUCAGCUAAAUUGUUUGCUGCGUGGGCCUAAUCACCGACUAAGCAUGUAAAUCUGUGAUUGAUUGACGGGUCUAAAUCGGAUAUAUUGCUGUCUUUGACACAAAUACCUGUUAGUAUGACAGACCCAGUGGGAUAUACCGUUAAUAUCGGUGCCUCGGUAACUAUGAAUAUAUCUCUUGUAGAGACGGUGAUUCCUGGAACUGUCAACAAGAGCAGUAAUGGUACGGCGGUGGACCAUUACGCCAUCGGUGCUACAAUUAUAUCCCCAAUUACUAUGUGUUUAGCAGGACUUGUGGGAAACGUAUUGGCUUUAAUAGUUUUACACCGAACAAAGAGAAAGAUUAGACGAAUGAUGUUUUAUACGCUUGUAGCGGCUCUAGCCUGGACCGAUCUAACAGGAAUCAUUCUAACUACCCCUGUCACCAUCGCUGCCUAUAUCAACCGUCGUGAAAUGCCUGGAGGUGUCAGUCUGUGCAGAUUUAAUGCCUUUAUUAUGGUAUGUUUUGGAUUAUCAACACCAUUAAUAGUCUGUGCAAUGGCAGUUGAACGAUUCCUUGCCUUAAAAUGCACUUAUUUCUAUUCUAAAUAUUGUACGACACAAAAUGCGCGUAUAACGGUGCUUGUACUAUGGGCCUUCGUCUUAGUAUUCGGUGCAUUGCCUUUAUUUGGAUUCGGGGAAUUUACUUUACAGUAUCCUCACACUUGGUGCUUUCUGAACUUCCAUACAGAAGAACUUCUAACGGCCAUAUAUGGUUAUUGCUAUUCCAUUUUGAAUUUGUUAAUUGUGAUUUUGAUGAUGUUUUGUAACGGUUAUGUGAUGGUGUCGUUGCUAAGAGUGAGAUAUAUCAAGAUACAGCAGGAUAAAGAAAGGUCAGCGAGUAUCUGUAGUAGUUUAAUGGAAGGUCUGGAUGAAAAUAAGCGACUCCAGGCCCAGAUUAAAAAACAGAAACAGCGGGAUGUUGAAAUGCAGAUGAUCUGGUUAAUGUCGGCCAUUACUACUAUAUUUGCCGUCUGCUGGGCACCUCUCAUGAGUCACAUCAUUAUAACCCUGGUAACUGGUAAACCUAAUCCUGUUGUUGGUUUGUUGUGUAUUCGUCUGGCCAGUUUAAAUCAGACAUUGGAUCCCUGGCUGUACAUCCUACUGAGGAAGACAUUUAUCAAACGCGUCCAUAAAACUAUCAAAAAGAUUUGUUGUUCUACGAGUCCGCCACGAGAACAAUCUGAGUGUCGUUGUAAUCAAUAUGUUCACGUGGGACGACAAUUAUGUCAUCAGAAAUAUUACGUUGGUAAUUCAGAUCCGAAUGAUCUACCACCGGAAGUCAGUCAGCAGCUCCGGAAGUUGCACGCCACACACAGUAACAGCACCAGUGGUACUCUACCGGACGUAAUGCGCGGAACUCGAUCCUCUAAAAGUCUACAUACCAUGCCUGAUGUGACAAAGUCCCCAAAUAAUCCUUCAAAUGAAACAGGAGAUACGAGUUCGAGAUCACCUGAGGGUAUAUAUGUGGAUAUGUAUCGUGUUUUACCCCUGGUUUCAGUAAGUGAUAUGAACAGUGGUGAUAUGAUAGAAGAGGACAUACACCAAGAUGAAACAAGUCACAUGUUACUAUCCAGUAAUGCACCUUGUAUUGAAAUGGCGCGAGAUUCCACUUCCGGUGUUUUCAGUAUCAGCCCUGAACUAAGCCGAUCUUUACUAGGAAGCAAGGACCUACAUUCAGAUAUCACACCCACUAUUAAAGUUAAAAAUAAGGCUAACGCUCGACGAACCAAAUCUUACACAUAAAGUAUAGACCUGGAAUAUAAAUAUCUGUGUUUCAUCAAGAUAGCCAUUGAUGAGGAAAAUAUUGCAAAACUAUUGACGAGUUUUUGAAAUAUAUAAUUUGCCUAAGGAUGCUUUUAUAAAGUGAAUUUGGUGCGAAUAGUUCAGAUCACCAAAGAUUUAGAAUCUUGAAGAGCUAAACUGAUAAAUGUUUAUCCGUUCAGAUUGUGUUAGUUGGCAUGAACAGAGCAAUUCAAAGAGACUUUAUACAAUGGAAUGGCCCAUUUGGACGCAUAAAACGCGAUACGUGUUUGAAUGACUAGCAUCACCAAAGAUUUAGAAUCUUGAAGACCUAAACUGAUAAAUGUUUAGCCGUUCAGAUUGUGUUAGUGAGCAUGAACAGAACAAUUCAAAGAAACUUAUACAAUGGAAUGGCUCAUUUGGACGUAUAAAACGUGAUACAUACGUGUUUUAAUGACCAGCAUUAACAUUAUUAUUAUGUUGCAUAUCCCCCAGUAAAAAGUCGAUAUAUUCAAGGCUUGGAUGUUAACUUUUGUUGAAUAUAAACACACUGGCAAGGUGCUUGACAGUUAUUUUGUAAACUUGGACAUUCUGCAGUUAUUCAAAGCUUUAAGAAUCAUAUCAGAAACAUGGUUUUGAGAGAAUAUUUAUAGUGUAGAAUUUUGAAUGUGUUUUUCACCCAUCUGUGAGUGCAUGGAUUGGACAUCAGUGGAAUGGCUGGUCACGAAUUGAUUUUAUGAUGUUGGGUCGUCAUUUCCAAAACUCCAUAGAUCAAUCUGUGGUCUGUACUUCUUAUUGGCUGCGAAACUUCUCAGAACAAUAUUUAAUCGGCAAAUAGAAUUGAAAAUAUAAAUUGUAAAUAGGCUGAGUAAUGCAUAUUCGCAGAUCCAACCACGAAUAUUCGCGUAACUACAUGAAUUAUCUAGCUUACAGAGAAAUGCUAACAGAAAUCAGCAUUUAAUGUGCAGCAUUUUUUCCGUCAGGUAGAAGGCCAUUUCUUGUUUAAGCACGUAGACAUAUCAGAAUUUUAUUAUUCGCCCAAAUUGAAAUCCAAUUGUUAAUUUAAUAUCGAAACUGUUAGAAAUACUUUAAUAGGUGAUCGAUUUGAACAGAUUCGUGACCAUGUGAAUUGGUGUAGAAUGGAGCCUGUAUUGUAUAUUAUUUUGAAAGCCCCCGAGGGAGAUAUAAACUAAAUCGAAUAUCAUAGUUACUUGAAAUUGACAUCCUAUUACAAAUGUUGAGGGGGUUGGUUUUACGUUGUUGCGAUAAUAUGCAAUUAUAUGAGACUAUGCGUGGUAUUGUGUCACAAUUUGUGUGUUUGCAAAAUUGAACUCGAAAUAGACAUUUAUCCUAUGGAAUUCUACCGACAAAAAGACUCUCCGAAUGAUAUCAAUUAUCAACUAUUUAUAGAAAUCUCCAUUUAUUUUAGUUUCUAUAGAUACCUUCGAUUUCUUGGGUAAUACCUGUAUAGCUUAAUGUGAAUAUUAUGUUGACUCAAUCUAAUUAAAACACAGAUCCUAUUUCGUUUCGUUUUAUAGUUCAAAAUUUCGUUUUACUUGUCUUUACUACACUAGGAUUUGGAAGAGUUGUUAUCAUUGACGUGUUCUGAAUGGUGUGAGGGCUUAGCCAAUAAAACGGUCUGUUACGUGUUUUGAACGGAACUGUGGGUAAUCCACUAAUAACAUCAAUGCUGAUUGGUUAAUCAAAUGUCUGAUGUCAUAGGGUCAAAAGCCGCUCGUAGGACUUCUGAAGCGACCUAUCGUUACAACCGGUCAGUUCAUGUAGUGUAGGCCAUCAAAAGUAUAAAAAACGAAACGAAAUAUAGAUCUGUAUUUUAACCAGAUUGUAUGUUGACAAUAGGGAUCAAUAAGCCCACAUGCAUGUAUAUAUAUAACAGUUUUGUGACUAUGUUUGUUUACGCAUUGCUGAUUAGGUCUAUUCUGGGAUCAUUUAAUUAAGCUAUUAGAACGGAGUUAGAAAAUAUAUUUAAUGGAAUAUUUUCCUCGGCUUUAAUGUUGAUAGUAUUUUUGUUAAUAUUGUCAAUAUUUUCCAUGAAAAUAUAUUUUCGUAUUUCUACUCUCUUACAGCCAGAGGGUUUACGAUGGUUUCCGCAAAAUACAUGUUUUAUCUGUGAUAUAAAUGAUUGAUUUUUCUUUAUUAAUAAAGCUUAAUUUAAUGCAAAA
Patella vulgata (common limpet) is the source of this 4540-nucleotide messenger RNA. Its product is annotated as prostaglandin E2 receptor EP4 subtype. Gene Ontology annotation, biological process: positive regulation of cytosolic calcium ion concentration; inflammatory response; adenylate cyclase-activating G protein-coupled receptor signaling pathway. The transcript is spliced from 4 exons. Gene Ontology annotation, molecular function: prostaglandin E receptor activity. Bases 693 to 2360 code for a protein of 555 amino acids. Gene Ontology annotation, cellular component: plasma membrane. The record is from RefSeq and is a predicted model, not a curated record. NCBI's taxonomy places the organism in Eukaryota, Metazoa, Mollusca, Gastropoda, Patellidae.